Sciurus carolinensis (gray squirrel) is the source of this 846-nucleotide messenger RNA. It is a transcript of the gene Psmb6, whose product is annotated as proteasome 20S subunit beta 6. Gene Ontology annotation, molecular function: threonine-type endopeptidase activity. The coding region runs from base 54 to 773 and encodes 239 amino acids. The transcript has 6 exons. Lineage: Eukaryota; Metazoa; Chordata; Mammalia; Rodentia; Sciuridae. The record is from RefSeq and is a predicted model, not a curated record. Gene Ontology annotation, cellular component: proteasome core complex.
GAGUGACUGAGCGCUUUACGACAGUUGCUUUGUGGUAGCACAGAAGGAGGAAGAUGGCGGCCACUUUAGUUGCUUCUCCAGGAGAGGGACCCGCACCGUCCUUGGGGCGAGAGGCAAUUGCCCCAGACUGGGAAAACCGGGAAGUCUCCACAGGGACCACUAUCAUGGCUGUGCAGUUUGACGGGGGCGUCGUUCUGGGGGCGGACUCCAGAACAACCACCGGGUCCUAUAUCGCCAAUCGAGUGACUGACAAGCUGACUCCUAUUCAUGACCGUAUUUUCUGCUGCCGUUCAGGCUCUGCAGCUGAUACCCAGGCUGUUGCGGAUGCUGUCACUUAUCAGCUUGGUUUCCACAGCAUCGAACUGAAUGAGCCUCCAUUGGUGCACACAGCAGCCAGCCUCUUUAAGGAAAUGUGUUAUCGAUACCGGGAAGAUCUGAUGGCGGGAAUCAUUAUUGCUGGCUGGGAUCCUCAAGAAGGAGGACAGGUGUACUCAGUUCCCAUGGGAGGUAUGAUGGUAAGGCAGUCCUUUGCCAUUGGAGGCUCUGGGAGUUCAUAUAUCUAUGGUUAUGUUGAUGCUACCUACCGUGAAGGCAUGACCAAGGAAGAGUGUCUGCAGUUCACUGCCAAUGCUCUUGCUUUGGCUAUGGAACGGGAUGGCUCCAGUGGAGGGGUGAUCCGCCUCGCAGCCAUUGAAGAAUCAGGGGUAGAGCGGCAGGUACUUUUGGGAGACCAGAUACCGAAAUUCACCAUUGCCACUUUACCACCUCCCUGAAUCUGGGAUUCUAGGAUGUAAUAAGAUUCACCCCAUACUGAUACAAAAUUUAAUAAACAGUUUGUCAAAGAGA